AUAGCAAAGUAUUUUGAAAUGCUCGGCACCGGAAGUGACCUUGUAUUUAUGUUUGCAAUGUCGCUGCUACACCCAUGCUGCUUUUUUCUGAAAGUUUUGUGCCACAGCUGAUGAAAAUGAGUGGUGGGACAAACCAGAGAACUUUGUUCCAGACCUGGGGGGGCUCUGUGUCUCAAAACAAAACGACUCAACCCCCUCAAAAUGGCAAAAAGGCUUCGGAAGUGCAAAGACCAUCUUCAAGUAAAGGAGCUAAGUUAGCUCGUCCUCCACGAGCAUCUUUAUGGACUGAAUUUGGUCAGAAUUCCGGUAGGACAGAGGAAACCUUACAGGAAAACGAAGAUGACGACGAUGACUUGAUGGUCGUCGCUGUAUAUGAAGCUGAAAAGAGUUUGCAACUUGACAGCUGCGUCGCAGUGGAUGAGGCCACACUUUCUCCCCCCUCAUCAGCCAGACAAACUUACCCAGACUUCCCUGACUUUGACAGCUCCUCCGCCAAAGUAUGGAUCUAUCCCACCAACUAUCCCAUCAGGAAUUACCAGCUGAAGAUCUCAGAGGCCGCCCUUUUCCAGAACACUCUGGUGUGCCUUCCCACUGGUCUGGGAAAAACCUUUAUAGCCGCUGUGGUUAUGUACAACUUCUACCGCUGGUAUCCAUCAGGGAAGAUUGUGUUCAUGGCUCCAACGAAACCUUUGGUGGCCCAGCAGAUUGAAGCCUGCUACAAAGUCAUGGGGAUCCCUCAGACUCACAUGGCUGAGCUGACAGGAAGCACAGCUGCAAAGCAGAGACAGGAGGUGUGGAAGUCCAAGCGAGUCUUCUUCCUCACCCCGCAGGUCAUGGUGAACGAUCUAUCCAGAGACACCUGCCCAGCCAAGCAGGUCAAGUGUGUGGUGAUCGAUGAGGCUCACAAGGCUUUGGGAAAUCACGCCUACUGUCAAGUUAUUAGACAGCUGUGCAGUCAGACUCUACAAUUCCGAGUUUUGGCUCUCAGUGCCACUCCAGGAGGAGAUACUAAGUCGGUCCAGUCUGUGAUCUCCAACUUGCUCAUCUCUCACAUUGAGCUGCGAUCAGAAGAAAGUUUGGACAUCCAGGCUCAUUCACAUCAGCGCAGUGUGGACAAAGUGAUAGUUCCUCUUGGGGAGACGCUUUCUGCUUACCAGGCUCGAUAUCUCGAGGUGUUGGACAAGUUCAUGUCUCGUCUGAUUCAGAACCGGGUGAUGUCUCACAAGGACCUGCGGAGCCUCGGCAAAUACCAGAUCAUUCUGGCCAGAGACCAGUUCCGCAAGAACCCGCCUACACACAUCAAGGUUCCUCAGCAGGGGAUGCUGGAGGGGGACUUUGCCCUCUGCAUCAGUCUGUAUCAUGGUUAUGAGCUGCUGAUGCAGAUGGGCCUCAGAUCACUCUUCUUCUACGUACAGGGAAUCAUGGACGGAUCCAGAGAGAUGUCCAGGACCAAGAACGAGCUCCAGCGGACCCCAACAUUCAUGGAUCUUUACCAUGAGAUGGAGGCAAUGUUUGUGAAGCCAUCUGCAGGUCCAGAUGAACCAUUUGUUUACAGUCACCCCAAGCUGAAGAAGCUGGAGGAGGUGGUGCUGCAGCACUUUAGAGUGUGGGCUGAAAGCGCUUCAGACAAUCAUGACCCUCAGGGAGUCAGCACACGCGUGAUGAUUUUUUCCUCGUUUCGGGAGAGCGUGCAAGAGAUCGCCGCCAUGCUAAACCGCCACUCGCCGCUGAUCAGGGUCAUGACAUUUAUGGGCCAGGCUUCUGCCGGAAAAGGGGUCAAAGGAUUUACCCAGAAGGAGCAGCUGGAGGUGGUGCAACGUUUUCGUCAGGGAGGCUUCAACACGCUGGUGUCCACCUGUGUGGGAGAAGAGGGGCUCGACAUCGGCGAGGUGGACCUCAUCGUUUGCUUCGACGCACAGAAGAACCCCAUCCGCCUGGUGCAGCGGAUGGGACGCACCGGACGAAAGCGGCAGGGACGCAUCGUCGUCAUUUUAGCCGAAGGACGGGAGGAGAGAACCUACAAUCAGAGCCAGAGCAACAAGCGCAGUGUGUACAAGUCCAUCACUGGGAACAAAAACGGCUUCCACAUGUACCCCAACAGUCCCCGCAUGCUGCCUGAGGGCGUGAACCCCAGCCUCCACAAGAUGUACAUCACCUGUGGCCAGUUUGACCAUAGAGAGAACAGCAGGAGGUCAGGAAGAGGUCGAAGGUCCUACGCUGAAGGACGACAGUCACUCAUCCACCCUCAGAGUCUGAUUCAACACAGCAGGGCGGCCUCUGAUGGCUUUCUGAGCAGCGCAGAGUAUUCCGAGUGGGAAAGCACCAUGAAGCUGGGAGAACAGGAAGCUCGGCCCAUCCUGAAGGAAUCCCACUUUUUGUCAAUACCCUCCAAUGACCCUCCACCUCAGGAAAGCACUGCUAAACCUCCGUGUAGAGAGCUGUCUCUAUGGGAGUGGAGACACUGGCAGCACAAAGCGCUUCCUUCCCAUCUGGUCGACCACUCCCUUCGCUGCCAGCACUUCGUCAAGGUGAUGGGGCUCAUCGAUCGCAUGAAAGAUGAAAACGAGGGCGAAUGUCUAUACGAGCAGGAGCUUCUUCCUUACAGAGAAGACACAGAGAAAAGGGGAAAGGCUGCAAAGAUCCCCACAAAGAGCACCAACAAGAAACCUAAAUCGCCUGGUGUGACUUGGUCUGAGCUGCUUGAUAUCGGGGAUGAGAUGGAGGAGAUGAGUGUUGAUGCGCCACCCACAGAUGCUGGGGAAAAACCAGCGCUUGACCCUUCUGAUGACUUUCAACGUCCUCCAUCGAGAGAUUCCGGAGAUGACUGUAUGAUCAUAAAUGUAGAAACCCUCAGAGAUCCUGUUGAGGAUUCUCCUAAACUGGUGGCCAACGAUGAUGAUGAGGAGGAGGUGGAGCUUCAGGGGAUGUUUUAUCUUCCUCUGUGGGAAUCUUCUCGGCGGACCGACAAACCAGGGAAAGAUGAGACUCUAAAGGUCAUCCUGGCUAACGUGGCCGAACUCCUCCGUCGAUCUCCUCCUCCACUGGUGGACAUUUCCGAUGCAGAGUUAAUCCCACCUCCUCCUCAGCCUCUUCAUCAGCCCUUCUUCGUCAGCUUUAGCUUGGACGUAGACGACGACGACGACGAUGAGAUGAUCUGUGCGACCCAGAAGAAGGCUUUGGCACUUAAGGAGAGCGAGGAAAACCCGGCGGGCGUUUCAGCUGGCAGCCCCACUUGGGACGAAGUUUUUGAGGAUGAAGUCGUUGGUGUUGACAACGAGGAGCAGGAGCGGCUAAGAGCAAGAGGAAACGAGGAGGUGGAAAGGAGGAGCAAGGAGGUUGCUGAUGGAGCCUCCCAGACGGACGAGAGCAUGGAGCUGUUCGAGGACGACGAAGCUUUCCUGCAAAUGACGAUUCCAGAUAUCCCCACGCCUCUCAAGGACUCCACAAACAAGACGGCAGCAACGGUUGAAUACGAUCUACACAUGCAGAACACGACAAACUCCUGCAGGACUUCUCCUUUACCUGAAAGCACAAAUGACGCAGCUUCCACGGAGCAAAGGACUGACAAUAAUAAAAGCUUCUCAAUGCAAGAAACCCCUAAACCUCUGAAGACCUCAAACCAUCUCUUCUCUGUCAACUUUGACCUUGGUUUUUCACUGGAAAGCUCAGAAGAUGAAGCGGAUGCCCCAGCAUCUCCACCACCCAAAAAGCAGGCGUCUCUGCCUGGUGUGUCCGACUCCUCUACUCCUCACAGCGGUUUAUCCCGACUGUGCAGUGAGUCCAGAUCAUCCAAGCCACAGAUAACAUCAGGCAGAGAAGCUCUCCUGUCUCCUAUCACGCCAACAGGGCCGCAGCAGACUCUCCAGUCUGGUAGCCUGAAACGCAGACGACUGAAUGUGAUCGAUUCUCCUCCCAAACCAGAGUGCGACAGUGACAGUGAGGAUGACGUCGUGCUUCACAAAAGAAAAAUCCAGAACAAGGUCAACCCGUUGUCGUCUCCAGAUGCGUCCAAGAUCAGCAGUGAUGUCGACUCUCCGCUGGUAGAGAGAAGAAGACGGAUCUCUGCUCUCAACACAUCUGAUGUGACAAAAGAUGACGCUGCUGCUGAUGAUGACGACGACUUCCAGAGUGAAUCCAGGCUGACCCGCAGACCUGCAGCGCCUGCCGCCUGCAGACGACGAGUCAAACCGGCUAAACAUAAGACACGCGUGUUUAUGAAAGGUCGUCAGUUCCUGGAUGAAGAGGCCGAGCUGUCUGAGGAUGAGGAAGGCAUCUCGUCUGAUGAAGAGGACGGAGAAGACCUGAAUCAGUCUCUCGACGGCUUUGUGGUCGACAACUCACACUACUCCCAGGAGCUAAAUGACUCAGAGAUGCAGGGGGUUUAUAUGAAAUCUGUGAGAAGCCCCGCCGUCCAAGGCAAGUUCAAGAUGUCCUACAGGAACCAACACAACAUGGAUAUUUUUUCACAACUUCCUGAGAUGGAUGAGACGUAUGCAGAGGACAGUUUUGUAGUUGGUAGUGAUGUAGAGGAGCCGGACAGCGAUGAAGAAGAGGACGAAGGUGUUGAACUGCUGCCCGAGGCUUCAUAUGUGGGCGGAAGAAGGCAGUAUGCCACCAGGCGCCGAGUUUUCCUGCACAAAGCCAAAGCAGCAGCAGCAGGGGUGGAGUCUCCACCGAGGACGACGACGGCGAGAAGCAAACGCAGCCGCGUCAUCCGGGUUCAAGAUUCCAGCGAUGAGGAAGAGCGUGGAGAAACGGGCCUCACUACAGGAGGAAGUGAGGUCCGCUUGCUGGCAAAUAUACCUCAGAAGGAACCCAGUGUGCAGAAAGACGGAUCUUCUGCUUCCUCAACUAUAGCAUCAAAAGUCUCGUUACUGAGGAACGCACAAAGGAGAUCUCCGAGUGAGGAGCAACUAAAUCAGAGGCACCAGCAGAGGAUUGAAAACCAACAUCUUCUCUCUGACGAGCUGGACUUUGUUUCAAAAGUGCCGUUUUCGUCAACAAAACCAUCAGAACCGCACGCUGCCGCCUCCUCUGAGCCUCAGGCGUCAUCCAGCACCGACUCCUCAGCCUCCCCCGGGUCUGUCAGCAUCCUGGUGGACAGUCGCUGCAUCAGCGGAGCUGUAGAGCUGCUGACCAGCCUGCGACAAAGACACGCCGCCACCGUCCUCGUCUGCUCACUGGACGCCAGCUACUUCAUCGUCAGCAACCGCAUGGCGGUGGAGAAACUCAGCCAAUCCGACCUGGCCGCAAUGCAGAACAGAAAGCGUUUGGCUGACCGAGUCAACAGUUUGCAGAGACUGUUCGAGCGGGUGUGUCUUAUCGUGGAGAAGGACCGAACCAAAGCAGGUGAGGCCUCACGACCUUUCCAGCGCACACGUUACUACGACAGCAUGUUGGCGGCGCUGGUCCGAAGCGGAAUUCGCUUGCUGUGGAGUGACGGUGCAGAGGAGACGGCCGCUUUGCUAGUGGAGCUGAGCCGGGUCGAACACAGGAAAGGUCACCGCAUUGCUGUACCUCUGGAGGUCAAAGGGCAGCGCAGGGAGCAGGCCCUGCAGCUGUACUCAGGCCUGCCUUCAGUCAACUACGCACAAGCGCUUAACCUCAGCCACAACUUCAGGACCAUCGCGCAGCUCGUGAACAGUUCAGUGGAGGCCAUCCAGAAAGGAGGCUGCAUGAGUCGAACUAGAGCAGAGGAGAUUUACCGCUUCCUCCGUUACUCCUGUGACUCCUUCCUCAUCAAAACAUCCAAAGCAGGAAAGAACAGCUGACAGCCUGGAGGAAAGCUGCAAAUCUAAAUUCUGUUUUCUACCUCAUUUGACUUGUUUGCUCUCCAGGAACCAUCUCAAUCAUUACUUUACUGCACUCUCGUAUUGCACUCUCAAGACUUUUUUGCACAAGUUGUAAAAACUAUAUGAAGCGUGAGCUGAUUUUUAAGCUUUUUUUUUCUGUUUUCUCCCCAAAAAUUACGACAGAGGCCUUUAAACACUCAAUUAGGCAUGAAAAUUUGAGUAACUUAUUAAUAAAAAUGAUUAAAUUCAAACAGCUGUAUCAAAGAUAUCAGAUGUAUUUAUUAAACCUAAUUCUUUUUCUAUA
Messenger RNA from Oryzias melastigma (Indian medaka), 6096 nucleotides. RefSeq names its product FA complementation group M (gene fancm). Lineage: Eukaryota; Metazoa; Chordata; Actinopteri; Beloniformes; Adrianichthyidae. Gene Ontology annotation, biological process: replication fork reversal; interstrand cross-link repair; double-strand break repair via synthesis-dependent strand annealing. The coding region runs from base 75 to 5771 and encodes 1898 amino acids. The record is from RefSeq and is a predicted model, not a curated record. Gene Ontology annotation, molecular function: 3'-5' DNA helicase activity; nuclease activity; four-way junction helicase activity. The transcript has 24 exons.